Acaromyces ingoldii is the source of this 1793-nucleotide messenger RNA. RefSeq names its product general substrate transporter. Gene Ontology annotation, biological process: transmembrane transport; carbohydrate transport. The transcript is spliced from 3 exons. Bases 1 to 1677 code for a protein of 558 amino acids. The record is from RefSeq and is a predicted model, not a curated record. NCBI's taxonomy places the organism in Eukaryota, Fungi, Basidiomycota, Exobasidiomycetes, Exobasidiales, Cryptobasidiaceae. Gene Ontology annotation, cellular component: membrane. Gene Ontology annotation, molecular function: carbohydrate:proton symporter activity.
AUGUUCAUGCAACACAUCAAGUCAACUCCGCGUGAGGCACUCAACUGGCGCCUUGCUUUUGCCAUGUCCGUCUUUGGAUUUCUCGGAAUGUCUCGCGGCUCAGACGAGGGCAUUAUCUCUGGCAUACAAGAGUCCCUUGCAUGGAGGCGCACCUAUGGCAUCGAGGCCGGCAGCUCGACCGAGUCCAAUGUCGUGUCCAUGGUUCAGAUUGGGUGCGUUCCCGGCUCGCUCCUCGCUUUUCUCGUCGUCGACUCGCUCGGCCGCGUCCGGACGGCACAGAUCUGCUGCAGCCUCUGGCUCCUCGGAAACACGCUGUGGAUCUCGUCGGCGGGAAACGUCGGCUUGAUGUACGCUGCGCGCUUCAUUUCAGGUGUUGGCAUCGGCGGCUUUCCUGUCGUGUGUCCUACUUUUCUGGCAGAAAUUGCGCCAAGGACGGUGAGAGGAUUGGCGGUCUGCCUCUUCUCAAUGUCUGUUUACAUCGGUAUCACCCUCGGCUACUUUAGCAACCUGGGUACCUCGGUCCACCUUAGCGAACUCGACAACGCACAGUGGCGGAUCCCCAUUGCCGCCAACUUCAUCUACUCUGGCCUAGCGCUGGUGGGCACCUUUUUCAUCAAAGAGUCGCCGCGCUGGCUGGCCAAGAAAGGACGCGACACGGAGGCGGCUGCCGUCCUCUCGUGGUACCGUAACAUGGAUGUCUCGCACCCUUUUGUCCGUGACGAGCUCGAGGGUAUUUACGAUCAAAACCGCAUCGAACGGGAGGCAAAAGCCGGCAAGUCGGCUUUUUACCUGGUCAGGGAGUUGUUCGGACGAGCGGACAACUUGUACCGCCUCCUCGCCGUCGGUAUCGGAGUCCAAAUUCUCGGCCAAUGGAGCGGAGGCGGAAGCUUGACCAUCUACGCGCCAAAGAUAUUCAAGCUUGUGGGCGUGAAGGAAAAUACAAAGCUCUACACCACGGCCAUCUUUGGAAUCGUUAAGCUCAUCGCGUCAGCUGUAUGCGCCUUUUUCCUCAUCGACAUGCUCGGCCGCAAACGCUCCGUCUUCAUUGGCAUCAGCCUCCAGACGCUCGCCGCCCUGUACCUCACCGUGUACUUGUCUCAGACAGAUCCUGGACACGAAACAAAGCUCAAGUCGGCCAACGAAGAGCGUGCCUCUUUUGGCGCCAUUGUCAUGGUUUUCAUCGCAGGUUGUGGCUGGGCGCUCGGCCUGAAUAGCAUCCAGUAUCUUAUCGGCACAGAGAUUUGGCCUGUUUCGCUGCGAGCCAUCGCGACGAGUAUCAUCAUGGCUUUCCACUUUGCUAAUCAGUACGGCUCGUCGAGGGCGACCCAGCUGAUGAUCGAAGCACUCGACCGUUGGGGACUUUUUGCGUUCUGGACCGUCACUUCUUCGUUGAGCAUCCUUUACAUUCUCUUCUUCAUUCCCGAGACCUCAGGCAGGAGCUUGGAAGACAUGGACGCUCUAUUCCAAAGGCCGUGGUACAGAAUUGGGAUCAUGUCUUCCAGAGUCAUCUCUGGCCAUGUGUCUGAUUCGAGGAAAAUCGAUGACGAGGACCCAAAAAUCGUCCACGAGUUGCAAAGAGAUGGUGCAACUGCAAAUGCUCUCGACGACAAAGAGGAAAGUGCAGAGGCGAAGAGAGAAGCGGAUUGCCGUCUCCGGAUGACAUUGUCCGAUGUGUAGCUAGCUAGCAAGCUACCUGUCUGUAUCCAAUUAAAUUGAAGCCAAAUAAGCAUCGGGUGUGCAUGCCGUUCCUCUAAUCUACCCCAUAUGCGAUCGCGAAUGCAGGUGUCCUCCUC